This is a messenger RNA of Beta vulgaris subsp. vulgaris (sugar beet), 2483 nucleotides long. RefSeq names its product DEAD-box ATP-dependent RNA helicase 7. The coding region runs from base 98 to 2158 and encodes 686 amino acids. The record is from RefSeq and is a predicted model, not a curated record. The transcript is spliced from 14 exons. NCBI's taxonomy places the organism in Eukaryota, Viridiplantae, Streptophyta, Magnoliopsida, Caryophyllales, Amaranthaceae. Gene Ontology annotation, molecular function: RNA binding; ATP binding; helicase activity.
ACCGUUUUCUCUCUCUCUUUCCUUCCUCCCGCUACACACUCCACAUAGAGAGAAAAACCUCAAAAAUCUCUCUUCCCCUAUUUUCUCUCUCCUCCAAAUGCCUUCUCUACCCAUGUCCGAUUCUCUCUCCUGUGAAUCCCCAAAAGAAAGGAGCAUGAAAGAGAAGAAAUCGAAGCUUGAAUCAGUAGAUUCCGAGAAGAAAAUCAAGAAGGAAAAAAGUAGCAGUAAGAAGAGAGAUAAAGAAGGGGAAAAGGAGAAGAAGAAGCGUAAGGCUGUUGAAUUAGACGAUUCUUCUGAUAAGAGUGAAUUAGUUGAACCUGUUGUUGAUUUGAAGCCUAAAAAAGCUAAAUUAAUGGAGGUUAGUGAUGAAGCGGAGGAAGAAGAAGCCGAAAACCCUAAUUCACUUUCGAAUUUUCGUAUUUCGAAGCCAUUGAAAGAUGCUUUGAUUUCGAAAGGGAUUCAGGCGUUGUUUCCCAUUCAAGCUAUGACCUUUGAUAUUGUUAUUGAUGGUUGUGAUUUGGUUGCUCGUGCACGAACUGGCCAGGGUAAGACACUUGCUUUUGUGUUGCCAAUAUUGGAGUCUCUAGUAAAUGGGCGAACUAAAACCUUGCGGAAAAGUGGCUACGGUAGAUUACCUAGUGUCCUGGUUCUCCUACCCACCAGAGAAUUGGCAACUCAGGUGUAUGCUGAUUUCCAAUCUUAUGGAAACUCAAUUGGACUUGCAUCUUGCUGUGUUUAUGGGGGCGCACCCUUCCAAUCUCAGAUAACUAGCUUGAAAAGAGGUGUUGAUAUUGUUGUGGGAACACCUGGUCGUGUUAAGGAUCUAUUGGAGAAGGGUGUUCUUAACCUUGGUUCACUGCUAUUCCGAGUCCUUGAUGAAGCUGAUGAGAUGCUCAGAAUGGGGUUUGUUGAAGAUGUUGAACUGAUUCUAGGGAAAGUAGAUGAUGUUACCAAAGUUCAGACACUUCUCUUUAGCGCUACCUUGCCUGAUUGGGUUAAGCACAUUUCUACUAGGUUUCUCAAAUCUGCAAAGAAAACUGUAGAUCUAGUAAGUGACCAGAAAAUGAAGGCCAGCACCAAUGUUAGGCACAUUGUCAUACCAUGUUCGGCUUCUGCAAGGCCCGAACUCAUUCCAGACAUUAUUCGCUGUUACGGCAGCGGAGGUCGUAUAAUAAUUUUUACUGAGACAAAGGAAUCUGCUUCUCAACUUGCUUCAUCAUUGACUGGAGCACGACCUUUGCAUGGAGACAUACAACAAACACAACGUGAGGUCACCCUUAAAGGAUUUAGAUCUGGAAAAUUCAUGACAUUAGUAGCAACCAACGUAGCAGCAAGAGGUCUGGAUAUAAAUGAUGUGCAAUUGAUUAUCCAGUGUGAGCCUCCUCGUGAUGUUGAAGCCUACAUCCAUCGUUCAGGCCGGACAGGCAGAGCUGGUAAGAAUGGAAUUGCCGUGAUGCUUUACGAUCCAAAGAAGGGCAGUGUCAAUAGAAUUGAAAGAGAAUCUGGUGUGAAAUUUGAGCAUUUAUCUGCACCACAACCCGCUGAUGUUGCCAAAGCAGCUGGUGUUGAGGCAGCAGAAUCCAUCACCCAAAUUUCUGAUAGUGUGAUUCCAGCUUUCAAGGAUGCUGCUGAGGAGCUAUUGAGUACAUCUGGUCUAUCUGCUGUGGAAAUACUUGCAAAAGCACUUGCCAAGGCAGCUGGUUACUCAGAUAUAAAAGAAAGAUCACUCCUGACUGGCAUGGAGGGCUAUGUAACUUUACUCAUUGAGUCAGAUAGACCAAUGUAUACACCAUCGUUUGCGUUUUCUAUAUUGAGAAGGUUCUUACCUGAGGAGAAAGUAGAAUCAGCAAUGGGGGUAGCAAUCACGGCCGAUCAGAAUGGCGCUGUGUUUGACGUUCCAGUCGAUGAUUUAGAAACUUUUGUUACUGGCUCGGAAAAUGCUGCGAAUGUGAGGUUGGAGGUGGUAAAAACCUUGCCUCGAUUACAAGAAAGAGAUACUUCAAGAGGACGAUUUGGUAAUUAUAGAGGAGGUGGUGGUGGUGGUGGUGGUGGCGGCUCAAGAUUUGGUGGAAGAGGAGGUCGUGGCGGCGGCGGCGGAUAUUCAGAUAGAGGGAACAACCGUUUCUCUGGGUUUGGUAGAGGAAGAGGUCGUCGUUAAUUCAUGAGUUAAAAGGAUAUUCUUGCACAAGCUGCAAAAAAGUUUUGAUGAUGAAAUCUAUUAGUUUGUAUGUUCUAUGAUUUUUUAUAUUUAUUUUCUUGUCAUUCCCCUGUUGAUGUGGUGUUAUAAAAUAUGCCGUCAAGCAGUGGAAAUCUUCAGCUGUACUCUAGCAUAAUUAAAUGGAAUCGCUUGGUUAUAAGCUAAUCUUAAUAUCAGUGACUUUUUUUGUACUUAAUUGUUUGGACGAUCAGAAACGCACGUUAAGGGCGAAUGUAAUGCUAUAGUGGGAACUUCGUAUUAAUAUUAUUUCUUUUUGCAUCAUUAA